Molecule: messenger RNA, 1660 nt
Organism: Sturnus vulgaris (Common starling)
Lineage: Eukaryota; Metazoa; Chordata; Aves; Passeriformes; Sturnidae
Gene: NECTIN1
Product: nectin cell adhesion molecule 1
Biological process (GO): heterophilic cell-cell adhesion; protein localization to cell junction; homophilic cell-cell adhesion
Cellular component (GO): adherens junction
Source: RefSeq, a predicted model, not a curated record
GGAGGGUGGGGGGCCCCGCGGCGCUGCCAGACCGACCCUUGCCCAUCGCUCUUAAGGAACUCUCAUGGCUUCACGGCUGCAGACAAGUUGCCGUGCAUCGUGGUGGACUAUCGGAGUUUGCAUCCUGGCAGCCGCGCUCCUACCAGGGCUGCAAGCUCAGACUGUCUUGGUCAAUGACUCGGUGUCGGGGUUCAUUGGCACGGACGUGGUGCUGCACUGCAGCUUCACCAACCCGCUGCCCAAUGUGAAGAUCACGCAGGUGACGUGGCAGAAGGCCACCAACGGCACCAAGCAGAAUGUGGCCAUCUACAACCCCGCCAUGGGCGUGUCCAUCCUGUCCCCCUACAAGGAGAGGGUGAUUUUCCGGAACCCUUCCUUCAAGGAUGGCACCAUCCAGCUGUCCCGGCUGGAGCUGGAGGAUGAGGGGGUUUACAUCUGUGAGUUUGCCACUUUCCCAACUGGCAACCGGGAAGGGCAGCUGAACCUCACCGUGCUGGCCAAGCCCACGAAUUGGAUGGAGGGCACCAAGAGGCCACUAAUCGCCAAGUCGGGCAGGACAGAAAAGAUCUUGGUAGCCACCUGCACCUCCUCCAACGGGAAACCCCCCAGCACGGUCACCUGGGACACGAAGCUGAAGGGGGAAGCAGAAUUCCAGGAGAUCCGGAACAGCAACGGCACGGUGACGGUGAUCAGCCGGUACCGGCUGGUGCCGAGCCGCGAGGCGCACCGCCAGCAGCUCGUGUGCGUGGUCAACUACCAGCUGGAGAGGUUCACUGACAGCAUCACCCUCAACGUGCAGUAUGAGCCAGAAGUCACCAUCGAGGGCUUUGAUGGUAACUGGUACCUGAACCGCAAGGAUGUGAAGCUGAUCUGCAAAUCUGAUGCCAACCCCCCAGCUCACACCUACGAGUGGAAGCUGCCAAACGGGACCCUGCCAGGGAGUGUGGAAAUCCAGAACAACACCAUCUACUUCAAAGGGCCCGUGUCCUACAGCGUGGCUGGCACCUACGUCUGCGAGGCCACCAACGCCAUCGGGACACGCUCGGGCCUGGUGGAAGUCAAUGUCACAGAAUUUCCCUACACCCCGUCUCCAAUCGAUGAUCACAAAUCCAUGGUGCAGCCGAACAUCCCCACACCGGUGAUUGGGGGCAUAGUGGGAGGCGUCUCGCUGGUCCUGCUGGUGGCCGUGGUGCUCUUUGUGGUACUCCGGCGCCGGCGUCACACCUUCAAGGGUGACUACAGCACAAAGAAGCACGUGUACGGCAACGGCUACAGCAAGGCUGGCAUCCCACAGCACCACCCCCCCAUGGCCCAGAACCUGCAGUACCCCGACGACUCGGACGACGAGAAGAAGCCGGGCCCCUUGGGCGGCAGCACCUACGAGGAUGAGGAUGAGGAUGCGGGAGGAGAGCGCAAGCUGGGCGGCCCCAAAGCCUACGAGGAGGAUGCCAAGAGGCCUUACUUCACCGUGGACGAGGGCGAGGCCCACCCCGAACCUUACGACGAGAGGACACUCGGCUUCCAGUACGACCCCGAGCAGCUCGACCUGGCCGAGAACAUGGUGUCGCAGAACGACGGGUCUUUUAUUUCCAAAAAGGAGUGGUACGUGUAGCUCCACGCCCCUCUGCUACACUCACACACACACACACACAAACACACA